Molecule: messenger RNA, 606 nt
Organism: Haemonchus placei
Lineage: Eukaryota; Metazoa; Nematoda; Chromadorea; Rhabditida; Trichostrongylidae
Source: the annotation of a GenBank genome assembly
AUGUGGAGAGGUUGGGUCAUUGGAGAAAAGUUGGAUCAAGGUUUACGAGAACUGGAACAAGACAAGCAAAAGGCUUUUGAAGCGAUAAUAGAAUAUAAGAACGCAUUUAGCGAAGCAGUAGCAUUCUUCGAUGAAUCCACGAUUAAAGUGCAUGAAGAAAUCGUCAAAGUCCUUUCUAGAAAGAAUUGCACUCGUAUAAGUGACAUCCUUGGCUACACGAUUUAUUUCCCCAUCAUUCUUAUGAUUCUCACUACUGCUGGUCUCGCAGUUAUAAUUGGCAGCUGGAAAUACUAUCUCGCAGAUGUAUUCGGCAGAGGGAAUCUCUAUAAGACCAACGAGCGUUUCGAAUCUUUGAAGUCUCAUCACGACACCUUGGUCCGUAUGGCUGCAUCUGCAUUAGCCGGGGCCGGUUAUGUUGCGAUGGUCAUCGGAGCAAUAUUAUGCGUUAUAGUGGCGUUCUGCUUCGUUAUGGCCUUUGCAGCAAUGGUUGUUUGCAUGGGAUUUUUCGUGGACGAUGACCUUCGCCUUUUCAAUGUAAUGUAUUUGUUCUCUGCUGAGCAAACUUUUAAUCCCUCGAAAAUGGAAACCGAUUUUCUCCGACAUUGA